Molecule: messenger RNA, 2119 nt
Organism: Daphnia magna
Lineage: Eukaryota; Metazoa; Arthropoda; Branchiopoda; Diplostraca; Daphniidae
Exons: 4
Coding region: 1120-2085 (321 amino acids)
Molecular function (GO): protein binding
Source: RefSeq, a predicted model, not a curated record
UUGGAAGCUGCAUAUAGAUUGUCCAGUAACACCCCCAAACGGAUCACGGCCUAUCUUCCGAGCUUCGAAAUGAAAUCCGUGAAAGACAUCGGCGACCGUCCUUAUCUUUUGUAUACUAGUAUACGAUUUGAUCCAAAGUUUGCAUGUCUUUGAUAGUGCACUUGGCUUGUGCCCAUCUGUGACAUAUGGACGGACUUGGAAGCCGUCACUACAACAAAUCGUGUUACGAGGAAGGACACUGUCUUUUUUGUUGUUUGGUUCAAUCAAAGUGUUCAGUUGCGCACGCAAAUCGUACGAUACGCGUUCACGAUUAUCGAAUGUUUUCAGUGUACAUAACGUUCCGGGUAAGAGAUAGUCAAUCCCUUUUUCUAACUGGAGAAAAAUGCAAAUGACAACCGAUGGCGUUUUUAAUAAUGACAUUUCAAUGUUUCACCAGCGAAUAUAAUUUGUUGAAAUGAUAUGAAAAGAAUGAUGAGUCGAGACAUCAAAACAGUUUGUGUCGAAAGACAAAUAGGACCAUGGAGAUACCCAAAAAAAAAUUUCCCAACUGAUAAAUCAUUGGAUAUUAACCUCAACACGUCAAGGCAAUCGAGUGUUGUGAUCGACAAAAAUGUGUUAUUUUUCAUCUUCUCCCGUUCCACGCUACCACCCAAUUAGCCAUACGCUCACGUUAGUGUAGCCGACCCACUUUUGGAGCUGCAUGAUUCCACAUCAGCUGUCUAUUCAAACAUUGUAUCAUCCUUCAAAGUGUAUAUACAUAGACUCCCUCAACUCGUCUCAGAUUUUGACCAUUGCAAAAAAAAAAAAAAAGAACUGAUACAUUGACAACAGACAUCCUGGGUUCCAUAAGAAUAAACAUUCUCGACGACGAUAACAUUUUCAAAGUUUUGUAGAUUUAUAACGUUAUUUAUCUGUGUUACGCUCUACGCUUGUCGAUGGUUUAAAUAAAUACAAUGGGCUACCUACAUUUCUUCCUUUUUUCCCCCAAAGCCUUAAAAGUGUUGUGUAUUAUGCGUACGACUGUGUAAGGCAAAAAUCGUGUAGCUACAAAUCAGUUAUAAAAUAGGAACUCGUAAGGAAACUUGACUUGACUCAGACUUGAACACCGUUGUUGAACGAAUGGCUCGUUACUCAUCCGUCGCAUUCAUCCACAUUGUCCUCUGUUAUUUAAUAUUCGUUUUGUCCUUAAGUUCCACUGGCGCUGCACUUUCGUUAAAGCAACAAUUGAAACAGUUAAAGGAAAAUUACAACCAGUUCAAAGAAAGUGUUGAAGCUAAAAAUGUCCAACUGGAAGCUAAAGUGGCUCAACUGGAGAUCCAACUCCAGGAGAACAAAGAAAUUCGAGACCGUCUGGAAUCGAGAAUAGUUCAAUUAGAGGCCAAAGUCCAACACCACGAGUCGUUUUUAUCUGAGGUUUUGCUGUACCCGAACGUAACGGACAACCAGCAGCAGCAGCAAUCGUCGUACGUAAUUACAACUAGCGUUAGCCAAUCAGUAAUUGGAAUGCCAACUUCAUGCAAGGAUCUCAAACAAAUCGGACACAAUUGGAGCGGAUUAUAUUCGGUGAUGGGAAACAAAUCGGUCGAAACUGUUUACUGUGAUUUCACUAAAAUACUCGAUGAUCCAGAUUUACAGAAAUGGAUCGGGUACGCCGAUGUUAAGGCAAUGCCCACCUAUUUUUACGUUCAAAAGAAUUCGUCCUUUUCGGCCUUUGACACCCCAAUUCCGUUCGAAGUUGAACGAGUCAACGUCGGAAAUGCUAUGGAUUCAUCCAAAGGCGUUUUUACGGCACCGCAGGCUGGAACUUAUCACUUUUCCUUCACCGGAAUGGCCAGUUUUCCCACGUCUUCGAUUUUUGUUUAUUUAGGAGUAGGGCUUCACUUGAACGGCGAUCGAGUCGGAAUGGGUUUGGCCGAAGAGUCAAACACAAUUAAAGGUCAAAAUAGUCAAUUCACUUUGCAAUCGACACUCCACUUAGAAGUGGGAGAUCGAGUUUGGGUCGAGAUUUACUACAAAUCAAGUUCUGUUUACCUGUACGACGCCAUUGGUUAUCACUAUACUCAUUUCACAGGGUGGAUGAUGUAAAUCUGAUGUUGAAAAUAAACGUUUUAUAAUCACG